AUGCUCCCCGACGACAGAAGCAGCUCUGGAGCUGCCAGCAAUUCCCCCGAGCAGUCGCACAGCUCUCAUGCAGAUAGCGCUGUCACGCCCGCUUCCCACGUGCGUGCCGCCGGUACAUCGUCAAAGUCCGAGCUCAUCGACCGCUUGGAGAUUUUGUCCACUCGUUUUCCAAGUUUUUGGGUCGCGCCCUUUUGCGGCGGUGCCGCAGGCGUGGCGUCUGGGAUCGUAACCUGCCCCCUCGAUGUUAUCAAAACCAAGUUACAGGCCCAAGGUGGCUUUGCCCGACGGAGCGGGCCAACCAUGGGAACAAAAACGCUAUACAAGGGCAUGUUUGGCACCGGCAGAGUGAUUUUACGAGAAGAUGGAAUUCGUGGUCUCUACCAGGGACUGGGUCCAAUGCUUAUGGGAUAUCUUCCAACAUGGGCGGUUUACCUGGCUGUUUAUGACCGAACCCGCGAAUACUUCUACGAACAAACAGACAGUUGGUGGUUAUCCCGCGGAUAUGCUUCUAUUACCGCUGGUGCCUGUUCGACGAUCGCGACGAAUCCCAUCUGGGUCAUCAAGACAAGGCUCAUGUCGCAAAGUCUCAAGCAGAACCAUGAGGGCGCACGAGCCCCGUGGCAGUACUCUGGUACAUUCGAUGCCGCCCGCAAGAUGUACCAAAUCGAGGGUAUUCGCUCAUUUUAUUCUGGCCUGACACCCGCCCUUUUAGGGCUCACUCACGUGGCCAUUCAAUUUCCCCUUUACGAAUAUCUGAAGAUGUGCUUCACCGGAUACGGCAUUGGAGAGCAUCCAGAUUCUGGGAGUUCCCACUGGGUGGGUAUCUCGCUUGCUACGUUCCUUAGUAAGGUCUGUGCAAGCACUAUCACCUAUCCCCACGAGGUUCUACGAACCCGACUGCAAACCCAGCAGCGCACAGCACCAGCCCCAUCACACGAAGAAAUUGCCUUCCGUGGUGGCUUGAAACACCCCCAUGAUCGUGGCCGACCCCUGGCAUCUUCCUCGGACGGGAUGCUCCUUCGCCCCCGUUACUCCGGAAUGAUCCGCACGUGCCAAACUAUCUUGAAGGAAGAAGGUUGGCGUGCGUUCUAUUCCGGGAUUGGGGUCAACCUUUUCCGGGCCGUUCCGGCUGCCAUGACGACAAUGCUCACCUACGAGUAUCUCCGCAUGGUUAUCCACAACUUCCAACACGAGGGUGAAAUGAAGCUAGCCAUGGCAAAGGAAACCGAUGCUUCUAGCAUGAUUUGA
Messenger RNA from Penicillium odoratum, 1248 nucleotides. RefSeq lists its product as uncharacterized. The transcript is spliced from 2 exons. Lineage: Eukaryota; Fungi; Ascomycota; Eurotiomycetes; Eurotiales; Aspergillaceae. Gene Ontology annotation, cellular component: mitochondrion. Gene Ontology annotation, molecular function: pyrimidine nucleotide transmembrane transporter activity. Bases 1 to 1248 code for a protein of 415 amino acids. The record is from RefSeq and is a predicted model, not a curated record. Gene Ontology annotation, biological process: pyrimidine nucleotide import into mitochondrion.